This is a messenger RNA of Physella acuta, 2021 nucleotides long. Its product is annotated as guanine nucleotide exchange factor MSS4. NCBI's taxonomy places the organism in Eukaryota, Metazoa, Mollusca, Gastropoda, Physidae. Gene Ontology annotation, cellular component: cytosol; membrane. Gene Ontology annotation, molecular function: zinc ion binding; guanyl-nucleotide exchange factor activity. The record is from RefSeq and is a predicted model, not a curated record. Gene Ontology annotation, biological process: small GTPase-mediated signal transduction; post-Golgi vesicle-mediated transport.
UUACUGGAAAAUACUGAAAAUAAUGCACUUCAAAUGUAGAACUUUGAUAGGGCUAGGGGAACAAUACGGCAAUUAAAAAUGAUCAUCUAAAUUCUUGAGAAUGAAAGCAAACUAAAUAAUCCAAAUUGUAUUUCUCUUCUUAACCUAAAUGAUACAAACAAACUAAAAGCUAUUUUAUUCCUUCAACGCCAUGAAUAUUUUUAAAAAACAUGGCGUCUUGGAGCUAGGAAUAUUUCUGAAUCCGUUCCAACAUAAUUAACUAUUCUUGAUAAAUCAACUGUUAGAUAGACUAUAUUUUAUACAAUUUAAAACUGCAUCCCUUAAAAUUUCAUAAAUUGUUGAUACUUUUGUACUGAACUGUUUGAUUGCCAAUAAAUGGCUGAACAAGAGUCAUCGAAAAGUUCGAACAGCGAGCCCAGUCAACCAGCUAGUUCAGCAGCUACAAAUUCAUCGAAGCUUGAAAAAAUUACUGAAGGAGGCAAAAAUAAAACAAGUAUAUAUUGUCAAAGAUGUCCAAGUUUGGUUUUAUCUCCUCAUCAAGCAACUCUCGUCCAAAAAGAGUUUUUCCUUCCAAAUAUGUAUCAAAAGAAUGAGUGUGCUCCUAUUGAAGGUGUAACAUUGGUUGAUUUCUGGCAUGUGGCGGACAUGCUGACAUUUGACAAUGUCGGAUUUUCAAAAACAGUGAACAACAUAAAGUACUUAAUGUGUGCGGAUUGUGAAGUUGGGCCUAUAGGAUGGCAUUCUGUACAAGACAAGAAGGCUUACUAUAUAGCAGUAGACAGAGUAAAACAUGGAUGACAAACAAAUGUAUUAGUUCCCCUGCAAUGAGCUCUCUAUUCUUUGUAAAUUAAAAUAAAAUAGGAAUGUUUUUUGUUUUUGUUGUUGUAGAUUUUAAUGUCUUCAUGUGUUUUUCCUAAAUGGAGUUCACUUAAUCUGUAAAUAACUUUGUUAAAUGUUGUUUUGAUACAUCUAUGUGAUACUUUGAUAUGUUUAUUAUCGGAUACUGGGGCAUGGUUAAAAUUUAUCUUCUUAAAAUCAAUCAGUACCAGUUCAGAUUUUAUUUUUCUGUUUAAGUCCGAGGUCUAUAAGUUCUAAGAAAAGUGUAGUUUUGCUUGCUAAGCUUGUAUUUUUAAAAUUCUAAAGCUGGAUAUUUUAAUUAGCUAUAUAACACUUUUUUCUUAAAUGAAUGUUCAGUGUUUAAAUACCCAUUUGAAUAUUAUCUGGUUGCUAGAUAUCUUUUAUGGAGUUCAGAAUCCUUAACAUAGCAAAUAAGAGUUCAUCAGUGCAAAAUCCAACAAUUAGUCUCUUCACUUUUCUGCCAUUGAGCUCACAUAUGCCUUUACACUCUUUACUGAUAAAUUUGUAGACAAAGAAUUAUUAAACGCAAACAGCAAAUACAUUAGCAAAUUUUACAAUCUAAUCUGUGUCAGUAUAAGGAGAGCAAUACAUCAAAUUUUAAAAUAUUAUUACAAUUAUUAAAUUAAUAAACAUAUGAGGGUGAGGCAACAUCUGCACUGAUAAGUUAAAUUGUUCGUUAUACACACUUACCUUUAUAUUCUGAGCAUUCACAAUUUCUGUACUAUUUAAAAAAGCUCCUUUGUGUCGAACCCGACCAAUCAACCUUCAGCAAACCUGAUAUUUUUUAUUAAAUCUUUCCAAAAUCACCACAGUAUAUAUAUAUUUUUUAUAACAAUCAACAUUUUUCCUGCUCUCUAAAUGGCUCAAAUAAAUGUUUGUAUUUCUUAGACAUGAUUAAACAAGCAAUUAAUUUUUAUCUUAACACUACAGUUUUAGUUUCCUGGUCUUGAAUACAAGUUGACAGAAACCAUCUUUGUUCUCCGUUUGUGUCCUGUGUACGCUUGGUUUGAGAGUAUUUGAACUUAAUUGCGAUUGAAUGGUUUACUAAAUACAUUUUUUUUCUAUUGGGACCAGUUAGAUCAAAUAUUUUGUUAAUUAAAUUAUUAGCCUGCUAGGGGCUAUUCGAAUGAGUCCAUUUGAAAAUAAAUUUUUCCUUUCUCUCA